AUGCCUCUUGAUCAUUAUCGAUUCAAACCUGCAUUGCUUUGUUAUGAGAGUCAGUCCCCAUCAGUCCAGGGAGUUCACAUUAGUAACACAGCUGACAGACUACGACAGUUACGAAAUGUCAACCACUGUAAAUCCACUGCUGACGUCACAUGGUUUUUCUGUGAUAUUAGUAGCUUUGGCCCCGAGGUGAGUAAGAAAGAGGAAGAAAAGAUGAUGAAAAUACUCAGUUCUCCUCUUAAUAAAAAAAAAGUCACCAACAAGACAUUUGGUGUCCCUCUUGAAGAUGUUUGCAGGAAGGUUAAUGGUGAAGUUCAGAUUCCGCAUGUUAUUGUUAAAAUUGUGGCAUUUAUAACAAAACAUGGCAUAGGACAUGAAGGUAUAUUUCGUGUUAGCGGUAAUGCCAGGGUAGUAGAGAGACUGAGAUCAUCGUUUGAUAAAACUGGAGAUGCAGAUUUAGAGGAAGCUGGUGAUGUCAUGGCAGUGGCUGGACUACUAAAGCUAUAUCUGCGUGAAUUACCUGAUGCCGUAUGUCCUGAAAUUUUACAUUUGCAGUUUGUAUCAACCCAAGAAAAGUAUCACAGCGAUAGUGUUGAAUGUAUACGAAGAAUGAAAGAACUUGUUGGUUUACUGCGAGAUGAAAAUAGAGCUGUUUUAAAAUAUAUUAUUAGAUUUUUAGUAACAGUAUCAUUACAUGAAGGAACAAAUAAAAUGAACUCACAUUCUCUGUCAAUAGUAUUUGGACCAAAUUUAUUCAG
Messenger RNA from Saccoglossus kowalevskii, 755 nucleotides. RefSeq names its product protein FAM13A-like. The record is from RefSeq and is a predicted model, not a curated record. NCBI's taxonomy places the organism in Eukaryota, Metazoa, Hemichordata, Enteropneusta, Harrimaniidae. Gene Ontology annotation, biological process: signal transduction.